Messenger RNA from Orcinus orca (killer whale), 599 nucleotides. RefSeq names its product chromosome 6 C9orf57 homolog (gene C6H9orf57). The record is from RefSeq and is a predicted model, not a curated record. Lineage: Eukaryota; Metazoa; Chordata; Mammalia; Artiodactyla; Delphinidae. The transcript is spliced from 3 exons. The coding region runs from base 23 to 394 and encodes 123 amino acids.
AGGAAAGAUUUAAUGGUGGUACAUGUCUUUCCAUCCAUCUUUUUUGGCUAGAAAUCUUAGAAUGAGAAGGAUUGUCUUCGGUGGUGCUUUUAUCUUAUUCUGCCUCUUAGGUGUUUUCCCUUAUUUUUUCUGUCCUGUAUUUGGAGGUGUUGGAGGUGUGAUUUGUAGAUCAUGCAACCUCUCAAUCCCCUUCCAUGGAUGUCUUUUGGACUUUGGAACCUGCAGAACAAAACCUGGACAGUAUUGUAUAAAAGAGGUCCAUAUUAAAGAUGGAAUUCAAUGGUAUUCAGUUCAAGGCUGCACAGAGAGCCAAGACGAGUGCUUCAAGAGAAUCGUGACAACUUAUGAAAUUCAGUCUACUCACUGCUGCCAUCGUCCUUUGUGCAAUUUCUGAUCCAGGGGCCCAUAUCCAAAUUGCUUGACUGAUCAGUCAAUCUCAGAGCCUGAACUCGUCAUCCCAAGACAGCAGCUACCAUCAGUCAGCUUUCUGCAAAAGUCUCAGACCUGCAGGUUGUAGGAGUUAUUGUCUGAAACCAGUUUGGGCUUUCAAGAUGCCCAGUUUCUCAGCCACCAGUCCUAACUCAUCUCAGAAACAUCCU